This is a messenger RNA of Nymphalis io (European peacock), 633 nucleotides long. RefSeq lists its product as uncharacterized. Gene Ontology annotation, cellular component: Golgi apparatus; ciliary membrane. The transcript has 3 exons. The coding region runs from base 127 to 630 and encodes 167 amino acids. Gene Ontology annotation, biological process: negative regulation of smoothened signaling pathway. Lineage: Eukaryota; Metazoa; Arthropoda; Insecta; Lepidoptera; Nymphalidae. The record is from RefSeq and is a predicted model, not a curated record.
UAAAAAUAGCUUACAAAGUGUCAAUUAUUAAGUGCUAUGUAGUAUGUAAACAAACCAAAUAAAUUAUAAGUCGUUUUGUGUGUUUAAACAAAAUCUGUUUAUGUAGUUCCGUAUUAUACCAAGAAAAUGGAUAAGCUUACUGUCAUUUCUGGAACUUUGUUUAUGACUGCAGAUGUUUUUGCAAUUGUAAGUCUUGCUAUGCCAGAUUGGAUAAUUACGGAUGUAGGAGGUGAUACUCGACUUGGAUUGAUGUGGUCUUGUAUAACAUUAUAUAACCGCCCGCAAGUUUGUUUUACCCCAGAUCUGCAGCCAGAAUGGUUAUUAGCUUUGAUCUGUAUAUUUAUGGGAUGCAUUUGUAUCACUACUACUGUAAUUUUACUUGCAUCAAGUCAUUUUGAUCGUAAUGUAAUACCUUAUGCACGCUGGGUUGGAUUUGCAGCAAUGGUGGUAUUUUGCCUUGCUGCUGUUAUAUUUCCUAUGGGCUUUCAUGUGGACGAAAUAGGUGGUCAACCUUACCAACUACCUAAUAGUCAUCAAGUUGGAAUAUCAUAUAUAUUAUUUGUUCUCUCAUUAUGGAUUACUGUGAUAUCGGAACUUUUUGCUGGAAAAGUCUGUCUGCCUCAUUUUUAAAAA